Molecule: messenger RNA, 500 nt
Organism: Lactuca virosa
Lineage: Eukaryota; Viridiplantae; Streptophyta; Magnoliopsida; Asterales; Asteraceae
Source: the annotation of a GenBank genome assembly
UCAUAUGCUUCUUCUACACCACCGACUCCAUUCAUCUCUCUAUUUUCCAUUCCAUCUAAAACUCAGAUGCUCCAAUAUGCAUACACAAUCCUUCCCUCCGGCUUCUUCCUUGUGGCGGGUUUUGAUUUGUCGACGUGAAAGAAAGGGCGAAGGACAAACCGAUGUUAUUACAUUGGAAUGAAGUCCUUCACUAUACCAUUGUUUCCAUCGCCACCGUUGGCCAAUCCGGCACGUUGGCCUACGCAGCAACGACGACCGAAGACGGCGACCGGAGUUUAAUCUCUGCAGUCAUCUUCCAUCGAACUGCAGCCUUCUAUUUAGGGCUCGAGUUGUUCCGACAACAUAGAAGUGUUGAUUUAGGCUUCGACCUAAACAACACCGUCGAUUUGCGCCUUGCAGAUCGGUGUUAUCGCCUGAAUAGAAGAGACAAGCGACGUGGGUCUGCUGGUGACUAUACAAUUUCAGAGAUCUCAUCACAAAAUCACACACCUUCUUGCUAA